CCUUACAUAAAUUUAUUAUAAAACGAACAAAAUAAUUGUACGUGAACAGUACGCUUGCGCUCUGACACGGACUGAGUGAACAUCAACGUUUCUAGUCUACGACAAGUUCAGCUGUAAACUGUUCGUUAGACCUUAAGAGCUUUUCCUUUUUUUUGGAAGAAUUUCAAAUUUACUCUCGGUGAUAUGUGUAAUGAUUAGUGUAAAUAAUUGUGAAAUUAUUCUCUCUAUUAUAAUAAGAAAUAAUAACAAUUGAUGAAUUUAAAUAUUUUUUCGAAAUGAAUAAUGAAACUUAAAAAAAUAGUAGACGAGAGUUCUAUUAUUCUUAUAAUACUUAUUGAUACAAUUAAAAUGAUAUUGUUAUGAUAACGAAAUUGUGCCAAUUAAUAAUAUCAAUGUGAUAUUUUUCAAGUGAAAACAUAUAAUUAAAGCAUAGAAUAGUAGUGGAUUUAAUGCUUUCAAAAGCUUAACCUAUGCAUUUAAAUUAUUUCGGAAAUUUGAUAUUGGCUAUUUUAUCCAAACUGUUAAUAUUAAUAAACAAAAAUUUACACGAUACACUCAUCUUUUGAGUUUCAUAUUUAUUCAAUACCUGUGGUGGUUAUCAUCAUUAAUAUUCCACUGAAAGGUUCAUCUCUAUACCCACUUGUGAGAGAACUCUUUAAAUAUAUUCAACAACUCAUUUAUAUAAAUUUUUAAAUAAUCCACCAAAAAAUGACCAACUUUUUACACAUUUUGUGAAUUCAUCAAUGAAGUUUAAUAUUUCUAUUUACAAAUAUUCACAUAAAUCAUUAUUACUAUAUUAAAAAUAGUCGUGCUCUUUUAGUAAACAAGUUGUUAUGAUAUAAAUCAAAAACCAAUUUCUGUUGAUCUCACAAAAAGUACAAAAUUUCAAAACAUAUUGGUAUCUUUCAUCUUUCAAGAUACAGGAAAUCUUCAAUAUUUGACUCAAUAAAUUAGAUUAGUUACCUUAGCAGGAAGCUAAAAAUAUUAUAAUCAUUGAUUUAAAGGAUAAUGGACUGAAAAUAAACUUUCUGAAGUAUAUUAAUAAUUUAAUAAAGAACAUAAUGUAUCAAGUUAUUAAUGCGAAUAAUUUAGUAAAAUAUAAACAAGAAAUGAGGAAACAUUAAAUCCCGAAAUUUGAGUCAGUCUGAUUUCAAACUUGAAAUAAAACUAAUUAUUCCACUCCAAAAGACUGAAAUCAUGAAUAAAUUUUCUGGAUAUUAUAAAUUGAGAAAACAAGCAAUUUUAAUCCUGUAAUAUCUAUUAAAGCAUAUAAAAAUAUUGUAUUUGAUUUAAAUAAAAGAACAUGGUAAAUUGUUGAAAAUAUUACACUUGGUAUUUAAACAAGACGAGAUUGUCAACUUUAUUAAACAAUGGCAUGACAAUACGACUAGCAAAAAACGCUGUGAAUUCAGUGAACAGGAGGAUGAAGAUGGUAAUGGCUAUACUGGUGUUAGGACAAUUGUUAUCAAAUACUCUGUUAGGUGCAUACGCCGGCGAUCGAUUAGCUGUAGCUCGCAGAAUUUUACGAGAUGUACCUCUUGUGGAUGGUCAUAAUGAUUUGCCAUGGAACAUACGUAAAUUUUUAAAAAACCAAUUACGUAAUUUCCAAUUUCAUGAUUUAAAACGAGUUCACCCUUGGUCUCAAACAGCAUGGAGCCAUACCGAUUUAAAAAGACUAAAAGAAGGCAUGGUUGCUGCCCAAUUCUGGUCGGCGUAUGUACCAUGUUCAUCACAGCAUCUUGAUUCAGUACAGUUGGCGCUAGAGCAAAUUGACCUUAUUCGAAGAUUGGUAAACAAACAUCCAAAAAAUAUGAUUCUUGUUACUACUUCUGAAGGUAUUAAAAAAGCCCAUGGUGAGGGAAGAUUAGCAAGUUUAAUAGGAGUAGAGGGUGGUCAUGCUAUAAGUACAAGUUUAGCAGUACUCAGAAUGCUUUAUGAACUUGGAGCAAGGUAUCUUACUUUGACCCAUACGUGCAAUACACCUUGGGCAGAUUGCAGUACAACAGAUGAGCCAGGUCAAGUACCUCAUGUUGGUGGUCUUUCAAAUUUCGGAAAGAGUAUUAUAGUGGAAAUGAAUAGAUUGGGGAUGAUGGUGGAUUUAUCACAUGUUUCUGUGCCAACCAUGCUAGAUGCCAUGGAUGUUUCUAGAGCACCAGUGAUUUUUAGUCAUAGUAGCGCUCAUGCUAUUUGUAAUUCUUCAAGAAAUGUUCCAGAUCAUGCUCUUCAAUUACUCGCUCGAUCUGGAGGAAUUGUAAUGAUUUCUUUUUAUCCUCACUUCAUAAGUUGUAGUGAAAGAUCAACACUAAAAGAUGUAGUAGCACAUAUAAAUCAUGUACGCAAAGUGGCAGGCAUCGAUCAUGUUGGAAUAGGUGCUGGAUACGAUGGAAUUAACUUAACGCCGACGGGUCUUGAAGAUGUUAGUAAAUAUCCAGAGCUGUUUGCAGAACUACUUACAAACGGAUGGUCAGAACAAGAUGUUCAGAAGCUUGCAGGGCUUAAUCUUAUACGUGUCUUUGAAAUUGUCGAGCAGGUACGAGAUCGUAUGGCUGCGGAAGGCAUAGAGCCGCUUGAAGAUGAAAUCUCGAGUGAAGAUAUCAUUGGUAGAGAUUACUGUCGCUACAAUUUGAAGCAAGAACUGAUGACACCUUAAUAUAAUAAAUUUUUUAUCAAUAUCAAACCAAUAUGUUACUGACGGUUGUGUUUUAGAUAGUAUUUCAUAUAAAAAUAUAAUGAAUAUUCAAAGUUAUACAUAAAAUAGAUAAAAGAACACUAGAUUAAUAUGAUAUUGUUUAUAAAAAUAAUCCGAAUCGUAAAGGUUUAGAGUUUCAAUACUCUGAACCGUUUUAAUGAGACAUAGUCAAUCAAUAACAUGGAAACUUUUUUAUUAUGAAUUAUGGCAGUAUAAGAAUGCAAUUCUAUUGAACACAUAUUUGUAUUAAUUUACAACUCCUCAUUUUUAAAAUAUCAUAAUGAAUAUAUGCAACAAAUUUCUACAUCACGUGAUAUAAAGAGGAUUCAUUUUACUAUAAUUCAGCCACAAAAUUUAAUAAUCUACUUUAUUGUUACGUGUAUUUAGCUUCCAAUUAGAAACGGGUAGAUAGUAUAUUUAAUACUUUAUUAUGGAUUUAUUGUAUUAUAAGGAAACAAAAAUAUAAAAUAUGAUAUAUUAAAGAAUUAAUAAUAAAAUUAAGAAUUUAGAAUUGCACCAAAUAAUAAGAAAAAGAUGUAUUAAAUAGUGGCUGAAUGAUAGUUUAAUCAAUAAAACCAAUACUCGAAUAUACAAAUAUAUAUGUUGGUAAACAUUUAU
Molecule: messenger RNA, 3307 nt
Organism: Chelonus insularis
Lineage: Eukaryota; Metazoa; Arthropoda; Insecta; Hymenoptera; Braconidae
Product: dipeptidase 1
Exons: 10
Coding region: 1376-2650 (424 amino acids)
Biological process (GO): proteolysis
Molecular function (GO): metallodipeptidase activity
Source: RefSeq, a predicted model, not a curated record